GAAAAAAUAGGAUUCAAAGUUUAAAUGUCAUAGACAGUCCGACUGAGUAGCCGAGGCACCACCCGCGCCCCGCCGCCAAGUCCGGGCGAUUCCUGCGCCGCCCAGGGGAGCAAGCUCCGAGCAUCUUGCGGUGCGGCCACUCCUCGGGGCCAGGAGCUGGGAAGCCAAGUGCGAGAAACCCCCGGACCAGAGCUCAGCCUCUUCCCGCCUACCGAAUCAUCAUGACCCACUUCAACAAGGGCCCUUCCUAUGGGCUCUCGGCCGAAGUCAAGAACAAGAUUGCUUCCAAGUAUGAUCAUCAGGCAGAAGAAGAUCUUCACAAUUGGAUAGAAGAGGUGACCAGCAUGAGCAUUGGCACCAACUUUCAGCUGGGCCUAAAAGAUGGCAUAGUCCUCUGUGAACUCAUAAACAAGCUACAGCCAGGCUCAGUGAAGAAGGUCACUGAGCCCUCAUUAAACUGGCCUCAGUUGGAGAAUAUUGGCAACUUUAUCAAAACUAUUCAGGCUUAUGGUAUGAAGCCACAUGACAUAUUUGAAGCAAAUGAUCUUUUUGAGAAUGGAAACAUGACCCAGGUUCAGACUACGCUGGUGGCCCUAGCAGGUCUGGCUAAAACAAAAGGAUUCCAUACAACCAUUGACAUUGGAGUUAAGCAUGCAGAAAAACAAACAAGAUGUUUUGAUGAAGGAAAAUUAAAAGCUGGCCAAAGUAUAAUUGGUUUGCAGAUGGGCACCAACAAAGGAGCCAGCCAGGCGGGGAUGUUAGCACCGGGUACCCGAAGAGACAUCUACUAUCAGAAGCUAACGUUACAAGCCGUGGACAACUCGACAAUUUCUCUACAGAUGGGUACCAACAAAGUAAAUAUAAUUAAAGGUCUUAAUUCAAUUUACCCAGUAGAAGUCUGGAAAGGAGAGAUGAAUCCAGAAAAUUAAGAGUAGAAAAUUGUU
Molecule: messenger RNA, 944 nt
Organism: Kogia breviceps (pygmy sperm whale)
Lineage: Eukaryota; Metazoa; Chordata; Mammalia; Artiodactyla; Physeteridae
Source: RefSeq, a predicted model, not a curated record